This is a messenger RNA of Puccinia graminis f. sp. tritici CRL 75-36-700-3, 975 nucleotides long. RefSeq lists its product as uncharacterized. The record is from RefSeq and is a predicted model, not a curated record. NCBI's taxonomy places the organism in Eukaryota, Fungi, Basidiomycota, Pucciniomycetes, Pucciniales, Pucciniaceae. Gene Ontology annotation, molecular function: ATP binding; ATP hydrolysis activity. The transcript has 6 exons. Bases 1 to 975 code for a protein of 324 amino acids.
AUGGCCGGCUGGAAGGGUUUCCUUCCAGCCGGCAAGGUCCUUCCAGUUGCUAUUUUUGCUGUCGCAACACCCUGCGCCCGCUCAAGCAAGACACAGCAGGUAGAACAUCUUACUACUCAAUUGAAAGCACCACCCCAGUUCACAGUCUUACUCGGACCUCCCAGUUCAGGAAAAACAGCAUUAGCUCGGCACGUUGCAACUCAAAAUCGACUCAAUAACACUCCCGAGUUCCAUCCACUGAUAAUCGAUCUCCGUGAAGUUGAUACUUCAGAAAAGGGCAGUUUUCUGAAUGCGUUUAUCGACGAUGGACUUAUAAGGACGGCGGUGCGCAACACAUUCUGGGGGUUUAUGUCGAACGUGGCCGAGGUGGCAGCACUUGGCGUCUCAGCAAACCUUCGCGACAGCCACCCUUCCCCACAAAAGGCAGCAACAGUUUUCAGAGAACUUGGGAGCCGUCUCAAGCCAUUCUCACUGUCUCACCACGGGGAAAGACCCCCGGUGUUGAUCAUUGACGAAGCCAAUGCCUUCAAACAGAUAGAUGACAAGGCGACAGGCGCAUUUCUCUCUUUUGCCGUCCGAAUAACCAAGCAAGAAUCAAAAAUGCACGUCAUCUUUACCUCGUCCGACUCGUUCUUUGAGAACUGGCUCAAAAAACGUAUCAAUCCUACUCAUUUUAAUACGCUAGUCGUGGGUGACCUGCCCCGCGAGGAGGCGUACAAAUAUCUCCUUCACCUUGUCGAAACCCAUCCAUAUCUCUCAAGUCAAAACAAAAAUCGUUUGAAAUCCGUCAAUUUCGACGUUCCUUUUAGGAUAACCGGGGGAAGAAUGUUUUUUAUCAAGCAAUACGUCGAACAAGUACAUAUGUCUGGCUAUUUUGAAGAUCCUAUGGACUUCGAACCCACGCUAACUUCCUGCGCCACCUUGGAAGACGAUUUUCGUGGAAAAGCCAAAACGUACAAGAAAAAGAAGCUCUGA